CUCAGCACAUCACUGUCCCCUUCCAUUUUCACUCUUUCUCGCUUUCUCUCUCUCACACACACACUCUCUCAAUCAUCCUUUCACCAUGGGCAACUUUGCUGCCAACGAGGGACUUUCGGUCUUUGUCAUUCUGGUCUGGCUGGGAAUCAACGCUUACCUGUUUGUCCAGUUCUACAUGAACUUCCUUACUGAGAGAUGGUUCUAUACACGGGUCCUCCUUGGGCAUGCCCUCUCCUGGGCCAGGGCUCCUGCAGCCUGCCUCAACUUUAACUGUAUGCUUAUUCUGCUGCCAGUCUGCCGGAACCUUCUGUCCUUCCUCCGCGGCUCCAUCCAGUGUUGCAGUCGCACAGCUGCUCGACAACUGGACAGAAACAUCACCUUUCACAAGCUGGUAGCUUACAUGAUAGCAUUUCACACAGCGGUCCACAUCGUCGCCCACCUGUUUAACUUUGAGUGGUUCAUGGGAGCCCAGCUGGACAGAAACAGCAGCUCUUUGCCCUUUGUGUUGUCACAGAUUGGCAUCGGAGACAACGCCUCCUACCUAAACCCCAUCAGGACCGACCAGACCAACCCAACCAUAGUGAUGUUCACCACCAUCGCGGGGUUAACGGGCGUGGUCAUCACCCUGGCCCUCAUCCUUAUCAUUACAUCAUCCAUGGAGGUCAUCCGCAGGUCAUACUUCGAGGUCUUCUGGUACACCCACCACCUCUUCAUCAUCUUCUUCAUCGGACUCGUCUUCCACGGCUUCGGGCGAAUUGUCAGAGGGCAGACCGCUACAAGUCUCCAGGAGCACAAGCCAUCGCAGUGUGCAGAUCGGUUUGAGUCAUGGGGAGAGAACGGGACCUUCUGCUCUAAGCCCGAGUUUGCUGGGAACCCUCCUAUGACAUGGAAGUGGGUGGUGGGGCCUAUGAUCCUGUAUGUGUGUGAGAGACUGGUCCGAUUCUACCGCUCCCAACAGAAGGUCGUAAUCACCAAGGUGGUGAUGCACCCGUCCAAGACCCUGGAGCUACAGAUGAAGAGGAAGGGUUUCAAGAUGGAGGUCGGCCAGUACGUCUUCAUGCAGUGUCCCUGUGUCUCCCAGCUGGAGUGGCACCCCUUCACACUCACCUCCGCCCCCGAGGAGGACCACUUCAGCGUCCACAUCCGUAUCGUGGGUGACUGGACCCAGGGCCUGUACGAGGCCUGUGGCGGGGACAAGAACGAGACACAGGAGGCAUGGAAACUGCCCAAAAUGGCGAUAGAUGGCCCAUUUGGUACGGCCAGUGAGGACGUGUUCGGCUACGAGGUGGUCAUGCUGGUGGGUGCUGGCAUCGGGGUCACCCCGUUCGCCUCCAUCCUCAAGUCAGUGUGGUACAAACACAUGCAGGAGAACCAGAACGUCUUCACCAAGAAGAUCUACUUCUAUUGGCUGUGUCCUGAGACCCAGGCCUUUGAGUGGUUUGCUGACCUGCUGCAGUCUCUGGAGGGCCAGAUGACAGAGAAAGGCAUGGUGGACUUCCUCAGCUACAACAUAUACCUGACCCGCUGGAAAGAGACCGAGGCUGCUCACUUCAGAGUCCACCAUGAGGCGGAGAAUGACCCUAUCACAGGGCUGAAGCAGAAGACUCUGUAUGGGAAACCUAACUGGGACAAUGAGUUCACUACGAUUGGGACAAAGCAUCCAGAGAAAAAAGUAGGAGUGUUCCUUUGCGGUCCCACCCAGCUGGCUGACGUCUUGGGGAAGCAGUGCCUGUCUCACUCUGAGGCUGGUGUCAAGUUCAUCUUCAACAAGGAAAACUUCUGAGACCCCAACACCCCUCCAAGAGCACCAACAAGGCAAUAGCAAUAUUCCUACUUUGUUAUCAAAGUUAACUUUCAAUAUCACUCAGACCCAGAGUAUCCUCUGGAUUGUAAGCCAUUUCACAUUCCUAAACUGUUGUGUUGUUCUCCCCAACAUAAACAAUCAAUGGUUUUUAAUAUGGAUUCUCUGGGUGAAUUGAACAAAAAUUAUACUGAAGUGCCCUUAUCUCACACAACAGUUGAUCAAAUCAUAGCACCAAAAAUGGAAGUGAACUUCACUGUUCUAAUGAUCCUGACCUACAACACGCCUCAGUGACAUUUCACAAUGUGUUUCUUGCAGAAAUCUGUGAAGAAAUUACCAAACCUACCCGCAUUUACCAGAGGCCAGAACGUUACUCUUGUUCUGCAAUACAACAUGCAAACAUGGAAACUCUAGUUUCAAAACUCUCUAGUUUCACUUCUUCCUGUUUCUGGUGUUGUAUUUGCAAGUUUGUAUAAGCAAAAUAGUGUGCAUAAAGCUUACUUCAUUUAAAAACAUAUAUUUUCUUUUCACUGCAUCAGGGAUAGCCUACCAGACGUUUUGGCUUUGCAGCCUUCUUCACUGUGUAGGUAAAGCUAAAGUUAGUAUAAAAUGAAAAUAAGCAACAACAAAAAGCUGUUUGGGAUGUGAUAUUCAAGUUAUCCCAGCUGCAGCUUCUCCUGCUGGACUCAAUAGCAGCUGAGUUUUGGUAGGCUGGCCAAGUGAGUGACACAUUUCAUUGAACGGUGAGCCCACUGAGACAUGUCAGUCCUAUGUGUGUGUGUACGUGUGUUAGUUCAGCUUCUCUUUUUACUGAGGUCAGAGAGUCAAAGAAACCCAAAGCGCUGGUGAGGAAAAGUCUUGUAACUAGACUGCAUAAAGUACUGUAAUAAUGCUUGGCUAGAGUUGUUAAAUACCUAUGGACCUGCAUGGUGUUGUAUUCGUGCUGCUUGAUAUAACAAUAGAACAGUCACACACAGACAGCAUAAAAUGGUUUAAUUUGAACGUUUUGAUGACAUUCAGUUAUGGGUCCUAGAGUCUAUCGAUGGCACCUUGCACACCAGGCACAUUAUUAUUUCUAUGGAAACUUAUGUUUUUUCAAUGAUUGCAACUUGAAAUUGUGUCUGUAUAUAAUAUCCUGUGAUCUGUUUACAUAGCAUUUCCUAAAGCAAGUUAAUCUGAUCUCUAACUGUGAUGUCAAAUAAUGUCCAUAAUAAACAUGGAUUUUCCUCACCCUA
This is a messenger RNA of Coregonus clupeaformis (lake whitefish), 3036 nucleotides long. It is a transcript of the gene cybb, whose product is annotated as cytochrome b-245 heavy chain. Gene Ontology annotation, cellular component: plasma membrane; NADPH oxidase complex. Lineage: Eukaryota; Metazoa; Chordata; Actinopteri; Salmoniformes; Salmonidae. The record is from RefSeq and is a predicted model, not a curated record. The transcript is spliced from 13 exons. Gene Ontology annotation, molecular function: superoxide-generating NAD(P)H oxidase activity. The coding region runs from base 86 to 1783 and encodes 565 amino acids. Gene Ontology annotation, biological process: superoxide anion generation; defense response.